GGAGAUGUUGCGGUUGGCGGGUCCGCGCGCGCUCCGCUCGGUUUGAUGCUCCGCGCGCGCGAUGAUGCGCCGCCUCUGGCUCGCGCUCCUUCUGUCGGUGACGGCGAUGCGGCUCGCGCCCGCGGACGCUGUCGGAAGAGCGCGAGAGAAGCGCUGGAGCGGAGAACCGGAGAAACACGGCGGCACGCUGACAAAGAAGCCGCCAGAUGUGACUAAGUCGAGGAAGCUGAAGACGGACCAUCUACUGAAGGUGGACGAUCAUGACUUCACCAUGAGGCCAGCUUUCGGAGGCCCUGCUAUUCCAGUCGGAGUUGAUGUGCAGGUAGAAAGCUUGGACAGUAUCUCAGAAGUUGACAUGGACUUCACCAUGACCUUAUACCUUAGACACUACUGGAAGGACGAGCGUCUGUCCUUUGCCAGCACCACAAACAAAAGCAUGACCUUCGACGGCCGUUUGGUGAAGAAGAUCUGGGUACCUGACGUGUUUUUUGUGCACUCAAAGAGAUCCUUCAUCCAUGACACCACCACGGAGAACAUCAUGCUCAGGGUCUACCCGGAUGGCCAUGUUCUCUACAGCCUGAGGGUGACGGUUACAGCUGCUUGUAACAUGGACUUCAGCCGAUUUCCUCUGGACUCUCAAACCUGCUCUCUGGAGCUGGAGAGCUAUGCCUACACAGAUGAGGAUCUGAUGCUGUACUGGAAGAGCGGGGACGAGUCUCUGAGCACGGACGACAGGAUCUCCCUCUCACAGUUUCUCAUCCAGAAGUUUCACACUACCUCUCGUCUGGCUUUCUACAGCAGCACAGGCUGGUAUAACCGCCUGUAUAUUAACUUCACUCUGCGACGCCACAUCUUCUUCUUCCUACUGCAAACCUACUUUCCAGCCACACUGAUGGUCAUGCUGUCCUGGGUUUCCUUCUGGAUCGACCGCAGGGCUGUGCCGGCCAGAGUCUCCCUUGGCAUUACCACGGUGCUCACCAUGUCCACUAUCAUCACCGGAGUGAACGCCUCCAUGCCCAGAGUCUCCUACAUCAAAGCUGUGGACAUUUACUUGUGGGUCAGCUUUGUGUUCGUCUUCCUGUCUGUGCUGGAGUACGCGGCGGUCAACUACCUGUCCACGGUGCAGGACAGAAGAGAGCGCAAAAUCAGAGACAGAGUCAGAGAACAGUCUCUGCCCUGCACGUGUGGGAUGUCCCACACCAGGACCAUGAUGCUGGAUGGAACAUACAGCGAGGCAGACACUAACAGCUUAGCCGGCUACACCGAGGCUCCCAUGGUGCCUGAGGAGGAGCCAGAGAAACACGAGCAUAUGGUGGUGCACCUGUCCGUCAGCAGCGAGUCCACUGCCACCAAGAAGAAGGGCAUCCGCAACUUCAGCAUCAUCCAGAACACUCAUGUCAUUGACAAGUACUCCCGCAUGAUCUUUCCUGGAUCCUACAUAUUUUUUAACCUCAUAUACUGGUCAGUCUACUGCUGAUCCCACUUCCCGUCCAACCCCUCACGCACCAGUUUGGACUUGAAGACUCGCUGACCUUCUCUGGUCAGCUUCUUUUAUGCUGACUUUUCGGUGCGCACAGGCACAUUUGCCCACGUGAGACUGAAGUACAGCUGCCCUUGUGAGCUUUCACUGCUGAAACUGUGAAAAUGGGAAUUUCAGUCAAACGUUCUGCAUAAUUCAGUCCUUAGAUAUAAACAGUCAUCCAGAGUGGUUUGGUGUGGAAUGGUUGAUUGUAGAUGCUCAGAUUUCUUUACAGUGGUGGUGAUAGGAGCCAGGAACCAAAUGUAUCUAUUUAUUUAUUCAUUCAUUCAUCCAUUCAUUUAUUUGCUAGGACAAAUAUCCACUCCACCGCCCCCUUUUUGGGGAUACAUAUGCUCCACCCUCCUCUUUUUCUCUUCUCCAAAGUUGCCAUCCCACAGACCAGCCCCCCAAUGAGCCACCAAAAGAAAUAAGUAGCUAUUUUAUCUACUUUAUUUACUGUCCAAAACCACCUGUAUUUAAAUGUUUAUUCUGA
Molecule: messenger RNA, 2012 nt
Organism: Pygocentrus nattereri (red-bellied piranha)
Lineage: Eukaryota; Metazoa; Chordata; Actinopteri; Characiformes; Serrasalmidae
Gene: gabrr2a
Product: gamma-aminobutyric acid type A receptor subunit rho2a
Exons: 9
Coding region: 62-1477 (471 amino acids)
Biological process (GO): monoatomic ion transmembrane transport; chemical synaptic transmission; signal transduction
Cellular component (GO): neuron projection; GABA-A receptor complex; membrane
Molecular function (GO): GABA-A receptor activity; extracellular ligand-gated monoatomic ion channel activity; neurotransmitter receptor activity
Source: RefSeq, a predicted model, not a curated record